CUGUGACGUAAACAGCAGGGGGUAUGAGAUUUUUAGGGUUCGACAAAGAUUGUCGAGACUGUUUCACUGGUGUUGCAAUUGCGUUUGCAACUUUAGGCAUAUUUUGGGCCUGUUUGAUUAGCAUAUAUGAUUUAGCCGCUGUACACGACGCAUAUUUUAUUUCCAGCAUGGCUACUGAACGUGAACAAAACUUAGAGAAGUUCAAAAAAGAGGACCAUUCUGCAUUUGUUGUCGGGUACACUGGAGAAACUGGCAAGGAAAUAGUGAAGGAGUUGAAUCAGUCAAAACCAUUCAAGAGGGUGGUCCUCAUUGGCAGAAGACAGACAAACAUAACUGAGAAAUUGGGAGGAGAAUUUGAGGAGAGAGUGGUGGAUUUUAACAAUCUGGAUGACUAUAAGGAUGCUUUUGAGGGGUGUGAUGUUGGUUUUAAUGCUCUGGGAACGACAAGAGGAAAAAGUGGAGUUGAAGGCUUUGUAAAAGUUGAUAAUGACUAUGUGCUGAAGACUGCAGAGAUUGCCAAAGCUAGCGGAUGUAAACAUUUCAUACAUUCAUCCUCCCAGGGCACUGAUAAAAACAGUUCCUUUCUUUAUCCAAGAAUAAAGGGUCAGGUUGAAGAAAGUUUAAAAGUGUUACAUUUUGAGAGACUGUCAAUUUUCAGACCAGGGAUAUUGAUAUGUGAUAGAGAGGAAAGCAGACCUGGAGAAACUGUCCUGCGUACUUUUCUGAAACCCAUUUUUUACUUUUUCCCAACUGCAAUAUCUACCCCCACAGAGGUGGUUGCGCGAGCAAUGGUGAACAAUGCAAUCAGUGCCCCAUCAGAGAACAAAACAGAAUUAUUUGAAAACAAAGCAAUUCAUAUGUUAGCAGGCAACUUAAAACCAAAACCCAGUGAGAUGGUGAAACCAAAAAAGAAGACAGAGAGCGAAGAUAAUCAGGAACUAUAACUCUGUCAAGAGGUCUUCUCCUCCCCUAAGACUGAGGAUAAAUCAGGAACUGUAACUCUGUCAAGAGGUCUUCUCCUCCCCUAAGACUGAGGAUAAAUCAGGAACUGAAACUCUGUCUUGCUUCAAGUGUACUGCUGUGUUGGACAAAGUAUGCAGAAGUGAUUUCCAAGAUUUUAAAAAAAGAAAUACCUCCUUUUUUUAUUUUUCACCUAAAAAAAUGUUAUGUUCUGACCUUGAAGUUUUAUGUGUGUUUGUUAACACUGUUAACUUAUUAAUUGAUGCAUAUACAAAUGUGUACACUUCAUUAAGAAUCUAUAAAGGGUGGAUAUAAUAGAAAAACAGGUAUUAUGGAAUGUUUUAUGUUGAUUUUUAUAUUUUAUUAUGAUAUAAUUAGCUUAUGACACAAUGUAUGCCUUAUCCAGUUGCCUAAUACUUUUAUUUAAUCACUUACAUAUAUAUAUGUUAUGUAUAUAUAUAUAUAUAUGUCUUAUUAAUGUUUGGUAUUAUUAUUUGAGUAAUUGAAAGGCAUAACUGGUUGAAUAAUUUGGCACUAGUCUUGGCCAAGUUUCAUGUUGUUAAAUAGCACAGCUGAUAAAAAAAAAAAAUGAUGUCAGUAUCUGAAUUUUUUUUUAACCCUAGCUUGAAACACUUAUACAAAAGUACACUAACCUUUAUAAAAAUCUGAUAAUACCUUACUAAAUUUUGAUCAUAUUUAUUUUAAUCAGAUUUGAAAUUUGAAAGUGACAGAUGCAAAGUCUUACCCUGGCUUAUGAUGAAUUGCAAUUAUUGUCAGACAUAUUAUUCAAAUUGUCUAUUUGAUAUACAAUUUUUUUUGGCUUUUGGAUCAUCCUUUUUCUUGACAUUUUCCUAUCUUUUAUAUAUGUAUAAUUAACAGAGCAAGAUGCAGUACACAUUUACUCAACAGAUCAACAUAUGGUACUCAGUUAGAGCACACAUACUAAAACCGAUUAUAAUUAUUGUUGGUUUUUUGUCUUUCAGUGCUUUGAAAAACGUAUUAUAUGAUUGAAGUGACACUUUAAUACAUCAGUUUUGCAUCUAAUAUACUUCAAAAUCAAAUAAAGAUACAAUUUGUAGAUACAACACGUGGAAUUUUCCAAAGUAAUGAAAUACAAUUGUAUUGCAUUGUAGAAGGAUAUUUGAUAAAAUUGAAUAUACUAUGGAAUCAUUAGAUUUUACAUUUGCUCAAUUUUUGUGGAAUUCAUGGAUAACUCUCAUCCACGAAUUAACAUCCUCCACAAAUUAGUAAACUAUGGUAACAAAGUCAUAGUUCCUUCUGUAGGUAUGAGAAUACACAAAAUUAUGUCCCUACAAACCUGUAAAAUUUAAGCAAUGCAUGAAAAUUGGCCCCACAAAUUUUAAUGAUUCCACAGUAUGUAUCACAGUGUAUUAACCAAAGUCAACUUGAAUUUGAGCAAAACAUGAUUUUCUUACCAAACAAUCCAAAAAGGCCAUAUGUAGUAGAUAUUUGUGCAAUAAACUUAAUACUUGUAGUAUAUAACAUGAGCAAGAAAAAGUGGGCAUCUUUAAGAGUUUGUGUAUGUCUUUUUUUUUAAAACUUAUUUAUACAAAAUAUCCUCAAAACUUAUACAAAAUGUCUUCAAAUCAUCACACAUCUUCAUAUUUGUGCAUUGACCUUGACAGUACAAGAACAAUUGUUUGUAUACACCAUCAUGCAUGUCAUACCUCAUGGUAGUAGAUUUAACACUGUUGACCACACUAAAUGGAUCAUGCUUUUAAAGGAUGCACUAUUUUUUGAAAACAAAGAAAGUCUUGUACUUGAUUGAAAUACUUGUGAUUCAAUAUGUAAUAAAAGUAACAAUACUA
Molecule: messenger RNA, 2789 nt
Organism: Saccostrea echinata
Lineage: Eukaryota; Metazoa; Mollusca; Bivalvia; Ostreida; Ostreidae
Product: oxidoreductase HTATIP2-like
Exons: 6
Coding region: 24-944 (306 amino acids)
Biological process (GO): import into nucleus
Cellular component (GO): cytoplasm
Source: RefSeq, a predicted model, not a curated record